UAUACAGCUGUCAUUUACAGUGGACGUGGGGAAGGUAGGGAAGCACCGGAUUAUAAGGAGUAUGUUUAGUUAAGUGUUAAGUUUUUAUACAACUUUAUAUUUUAAGUUCUCGAGGAACAUGGACAAAGUGGACUUGUUUUAAUGUUCUUCGGAAACGAAGUUCUCGGCAAUAUUGUUCUUCAAAGUGAUACAUAGAGCAGGAUGUCAGCUCCCACCAACCCGCUUCAACAGCAGUCCAGAGUCCGACGUAGCAAUGCAGGGUCCCCCAGUUCCUCUAACGGCUACCGUCUGCACCCCAUUCGCGCUAUCGUACCCUACCAGCUGCUACUCGGGGGACGGAGCAGUCCCACACUAUCUCCGUCUCUCUCUGCUGGAAGCUACAGUGGACCUACAAAUAGCUGUGGGUCGUCUCCCCCAAGCCCGACACUGAGCUGUGGAGUAAAUGGCAUCUGGGAACCGAAGUUCGCCACGAGACAGAGACUGUCGCCUGAGAAUAAGGGUUGUUGCUCGCCUGACUGGGGACCAAACUCACCAGUUUGUAGAGGAGAGAGGUCCAAACUGCAGUUGCGUAGCUCCAGUGCUAUUCGGCGGACAUCUUCCCUGGAUGCCAUUACAGGACCGUACCUCACUGGCCAGUGGCCUCGUGACUUCCAUGAACCCUGCAUGAAAGACAAAGCCACACAGACUCAAGGCAUGUGGAUCGAGGAGUCAGGAGGGGAGCAGGGACGCCCCCACCAGAGGUCAGCCUCCUGGGGAAGUGCAGACCAUCUAAAAGAGCAGAUUGCUAAGCUUAGGCUUCAGCUCCAGCGCAAUAAACAGAUCAACCGCCAGAACAAAGAGAGAGAGCAGCCAGGGCAACACAUCACCACCACAUGCCAACCCCAGACCAAGGUGGUUCCAGUAGUUCUGUCUAAUAUCCCAGUGCCAAAGUCCCUGAUAUCCAGAGUGCCUAGCAGUAUGGAUGGUAUCAAUCAUGAGCUGGAGAAUGUGUUCAUCACAGAAGACUGGAAACAGGGAAUACAGCCUUUGGAAGUGUUGGACGGUCGCCGAGCCCCCUUUCAGCCACAUCGCUACAGCAUCGGCAGUGAUACGCGGGACACGGACACCCAGGCACCCUCUAGUGGUGGGUCCAGCCCCUGGUCUUGCCCUUUCACCCCUGACCCCCUUCCUUCCCCAGAAGGAAGCCCCUGCUUUAUAGAAGAGCUCGACAAAGAUGGCGGAUGUAGCUCUCCCCUCCCUAAAUUUGCCACCUCUCCCAAACCCAACAACAGCUACAUGUUCAAACGUGAACCGCCAGAGGGCUGCGAGAGGGUCAAAGUGUUUGAAGAGAUGGUGUCUGGUACAUCCAAAGGCUUUCCUCUGUUCUCGUGCCCUGACAAAAACAAGGUGAACUUCAUCCCCAGGGGCUCGGCCUUCUGUCCAGUCAAACUCCUCUGCUCCUCCAUCUACUCCUCGUCCUCCUCCAGCCCUGGUCCCCAUGGCAGCACGUGGCCCAAUGCCACCCGCAUGCCCACUGUGUCUCGUACCUCCUCUGACUGGAGCAUGUCUGUUGUCAGCAGGUCAGACACCAGCAAGGAGAACCGCACAGACAGCAACAGUCCAGAUACAGGCCCUAACGUAGAAACAGAUCAACUGACAAGCACAGACGUCAUAUCAGACGGCCUGUCUACAGAUCCCUGUUCCACUACACACGUCCUCCUCACCAGCUAGUCCUCAGGUACGGUUCAGUAGCUGACCAUCAGUCUGGUCAAAGUGGCCAUGAGUUGGAAAAACAGCACAAAUAGAUGUAGGAGCAGGUUCGCUGAGCAGGUUUUCCUUAAAAUAACCUUACCCAGUAAGGAGGGCCUGUCUUCGCUGUCCAUCUCUAGCCUAGCCUUCUCGUCUGCACAGUUUUGCAGGGAGCACCCUCUGGAGAGACAUUAUCUUUUCAAAGGGUCCGUUUGACUGUUUAAUGUGUUGUGUUUUGUAGCAAGCAGCUUUAUCAAAAUAAUUUCAAGAAGAAUAGGAGGAACAAACAUUUAAUGAAAGAGAAUGAUGCAGAGAAUGUUUAGCAUUUUUUGUUUAUCUCACCAGCUUAUUUAGCUGUUCUGUAUUGCUAGCUGAUAUUACAGUAUGGAUGGUUAAGCUUUUAAUGAAAGACAAAUACCAUGCCUGUUUAUAUUGCAAUCCCAAUUGGGAGCUAUUGUAGUUACAAUACAAUGCUCCACUGUUCCCCUGAUAUUUACACCUAAUUGAGGUGUCAAUCCAGGUAAACUCUUUACUAAAAGCUAAAAACCAUCUGAAAGUGACCAAACAGCCAGCUCCUAAGCACAAUGUCCCCACACUUAGCCCUGCUUCAGAUCCCCUUGGAGUGUUGAUGAACUCAGGUCAUCUGGAAUGUACUAUCCCUCAGGCGACAUUGCCUUUAUUCAUUCAUGUCAUUAUUCCUAAAACAUUCCAUAGACUUUCAACAAGUUCAUAUUUCAUUUUACUUAUUCCAAUCUUUCAACACCAAAUGUUACAGAAUUGUUAUUGUUAGACUAUGAUUACCUGGUGUACAGGUACGUUCAGUAACGGUAGUAGGGCUACCAGAUACAUUCCAGAAGUUCUUAUAUUGUAGCUCCAAGAUAUCGGUAUAUAAAAUGCUGAAACUUUAUGGAAAAUUAAAUAAAACAUUUGCAAAGAAUAUCGAACAUUUUAUGUGCACAAAAACAAGGGUGAAUGUAACAUUUUUGGUCAAUCAAAAAAGGACUUAAUUCUGUGAAUGUGUAACUUAGCAUUGAGGCUGUAGUUUUUGUCAAAAUAAAGGAAACAACCACAUACAUGUUCAUAAUAGGCCUUGGGCCUAGGCAUUGUGAAACAUUGAUUUGUUUAGUCUUCAUUACUGAAGCUACUGAGAAACAGGGCCCCAGUAAUCACUUUUUCAAAGUCAUUGAGAUCUGUUCUAGAUACAGUAUGGUGGCCAGCCCAGCAUUGUCAUUCAUAACCCUUAGCAUGAUGUCCCUCAGUGUUUUCACUAUUUUUGCAAGGUAUGUUUUCAAAGCAAGAUUAAUCGCACUUAUAAUAGAUUACACACUAAUAAUAGUAAUACUAAUAAAAUGUCAGAUUCAGAGAUUGUAAGCGUAGCUACAGGAAGAGUAGCUUCUGCUUUUUCCAGAGUGAAUGUGGAUCCCCAAAAAUGUAUCAAGUAAAAUGAAGAAUGUAACUGUGUACAAAGGUAGGGCUUAAAUAAACAUCUGUCCCAGAUUGCAGAAUUUACACAUGAGCUUUUUUUCUCCAAAUGGUUAAAUCAACUCAUAGAUUGGUCUUUGGUUCAGUUUCAUGACCUCCAACUACUAGCAGGCUAACCUCCUCACAGAUUUAAGUUCACUGGUCAGAAUUAGAACUGUGUGGAAACAGGUUGAACAUUGUAAAUAAAGACACUGUGUAAAUGUUGACAGGUUUGAAUGAA
Esox lucius (northern pike) is the source of this 3430-nucleotide messenger RNA. RefSeq names its product glucocorticoid-induced transcript 1 protein. NCBI's taxonomy places the organism in Eukaryota, Metazoa, Chordata, Actinopteri, Esociformes, Esocidae. The record is from RefSeq and is a predicted model, not a curated record. Gene Ontology annotation, biological process: podocyte development. The transcript has 9 exons. Gene Ontology annotation, cellular component: cytoplasm. Bases 202 to 1710 code for a protein of 502 amino acids.